AUGAGUUGGGGAUAACCUGAAGAAGUACCUUAGCAAGCAUAAUCUUGGGGUAAUGCAGAAUCAACAUGGGGCAAUACUGGAGAUCAAUAAUAAUAGGAUAAUAAGCCAGCAUGGGGUGAUUCAAAUAAUGGUUAGGAGAAUAAGGAGUUUAGAGGAAGAGGUGGACGCGGAGGUAGAGGCGGAAGAGGAGAUAGAGGAGGAAGAGGAAGAGGAGGAGGAGAUAGAGGCGGACGAGGAGGCAGAGGUAGAGGAAGAGGCAACAAUGAAAACAGGGAAGAAGGAGAAAUUAAGCCUUAAAAUGAAGGCGGAGGCUGGGGAUAAUAGACAUCAGAGGGAUGGGGUUAAACUUAGUAAGAGAAUAAAGAACCUGCUCAAGGGUAAUCUGAUGGCAAUAAUUGGGGUGGAGGAGCACCUACCGAGAAUGCUGGAGGAUGGGGAUCAUCAAAUAAUGAAGCUCAAGGCUGGGGUGGAAAUUAAGAAAAUAACAAUAAUCAAGAUGGUUAAUAAGAAUAGUAGAAGGGUAAAGGGAAAGGAAGGAAGAGAGAUUCACCUCCUCCUGCUAAAAGAGUAAGACCGAAUCCAAUAGUAAUCACAGUAGAAGAUGAAGAGGAUAGUGAAACUUAGCAUGUUAUAAUUAAUGAAUAUCCAGUGUUGCAAAAUAAGUAGAAGGGACUGAUCAAGAGUGAGGAAUAGUAAGUAUGCUUUGAAGGUAAUAUUAAAAUAGAUGAAAACAAUAUGAAUGCGUAAUUCAUUAGUUUUGAUACAGAAAUAAAAGUCAAAAUUGAUUAAAUUGAAGAUUACACCAUAGAGAAUUCUAAAGACUUACUGAAGACCAUUGGAGAUUAAAUUAUCUUUGGAAUAGUUCAAGGAGUAGAUAAGGAUAAUCAGAAGGCUAUAAACAAAUUAGCAGAUAAUCUGUUGGACAAAUAAUAAUCAAUUCACUUCAAAGAUGUCAGUUUGUUUAGUAUCAAAUAAUUGUACAAGGGCGAAAGUGUUUCAAGAUUGGCAUUCGUUAAGUAGAUUUAAGUUUGA
Messenger RNA from Paramecium tetraurelia, 1032 nucleotides. RefSeq lists its product as uncharacterized. NCBI's taxonomy places the organism in Eukaryota, Ciliophora, Oligohymenophorea, Peniculida, Parameciidae. The record is from RefSeq and is a predicted model, not a curated record. The transcript has a single exon.